AGCAGGUGGGAAAGUUCCCGUCAAUCAUGGACUACUAUCAACAUGACAUGUUCUCUCACAUAGAGAAGGACGACCACAGGAGGAGUUUCUCCCAAUACAACUUGUUGCACAACCAAUCAUCGCUAGAGGGAAAAGCACGAGACAGACUAAGCAAAGGGAAUCAAGUGGACAUGACGACAGGCGGCUGCGGCGGAGUGGUCCAGGCCGGCUCUAGAGACGUGUCCUUGGAGUCCCUGAACAAGCUGAACAGCAGUGGGCUGGGGCUGUACCGGAGACAGAGCAAAGGCCAAGUAGCGGUGACUGCUCCUGUUCCGCGAGGGGAGAGAGAGGAGGACUGCUGCAGCAGGGCUGACAACGAGCCUCGUCGUCCAGCUACCGGCUCCAACAAGCCCGGGAGGCGGAGCGUUGUCAUUUGGGAGAGGAUGUUGCUUCUAAUUUAUGGAACUUUGCUUGGAAUUUUCCUCAAAACAGGUUAUGCUCUCCAGAUCCAGUGUUACCAGUGUGAGGAGGUGAAAAACGAUGAAUGCUCCACGGCAGAGUUCAUCGUCAACUGCACUGUCAACGUGCAGGACAUGUGUCAGAAGGAGGUGCUGGUGAAGGAGGAUGGCAUAUUUUACCGCAAGUCCUGCGCCUCGUCCGGGGCAUGCCUCAUAUCCUCGUCAGGCUACCAGCAGUUCUGCACUGGAAGGAUCAACUCUGUGUGCAUCUCCUGCUGUAACACACCACUCUGCAAUGGGCCACGGAAGAAGAACCGCCCGGUCCCGUCGGCCGCCACCUCUUCAUUUUCCUCCCUUCUUUUUCUGCUGGUCUCCCUCACGCUGGUCUCCCUCUCUGACAUAGACCUAGAGGCGUCCACUUGUCCCGUCCCUCUACCUGAAGAUAACACUAGAGUAUUAUGA
Messenger RNA from Coregonus clupeaformis (lake whitefish), 899 nucleotides. RefSeq lists its product as uncharacterized. NCBI's taxonomy places the organism in Eukaryota, Metazoa, Chordata, Actinopteri, Salmoniformes, Salmonidae. The transcript is spliced from 5 exons. Gene Ontology annotation, biological process: acetylcholine receptor signaling pathway. The record is from RefSeq and is a predicted model, not a curated record. Gene Ontology annotation, molecular function: acetylcholine receptor inhibitor activity. Bases 27 to 899 code for a protein of 290 amino acids.